Messenger RNA from Leucoraja erinaceus (little skate), 1356 nucleotides. RefSeq names its product inactive Rho GTPase-activating protein 11B-like. NCBI's taxonomy places the organism in Eukaryota, Metazoa, Chordata, Chondrichthyes, Rajiformes, Rajidae. Gene Ontology annotation, biological process: signal transduction. The coding region runs from base 1 to 972 and encodes 323 amino acids. The transcript has 5 exons. The record is from RefSeq and is a predicted model, not a curated record.
AUGCCGGGGUCGAGCUGCCCUCACGGAGCCGUCAGGGCCGGGGCGGAUCAGGGGACCGAGCUCUCCUGCUCACUGCUCCAGUACCUGAAGACGCUGGGCAUCAAAGUGAAACACAUGAAACACCACACGUGUGGCCUCGCCCACCCUGUGGCUUCUCCCUGCUUUGUUUUCGACCGCUUGAAGGUGUGCAGGAGGCUGGUGGAGAGGAGACCGUCGAGUGGCUUGGUGUUCGGUAACUCAUUGCACGCGCUGCCUCAGUACUCGCUGCCCGAUGGAAGUGGGAGCAUCCCGAGGUUCCUGAUGGAGGCCUGCAGCUUCCUCAGCCAGCACGUCCACACAGAGGGCAUCUUCCGCAAAUCCGGAUCGGCCCUCCGGAUGAAGAGUCUGAGGGGGACCAGUGUAGCUGGGACAUUGUUGGCCGGUGUGGGCAAGUUGGGCAGAAGGGCCUGUUUCCAUGCUGUAUCACUCUAUGUUAGCUAUAAGGAGUUGGACAAACUUGGAUUGUUUUUCUUGGCCUGUGGGAGGCUAUGGAAAAAUCUGGUGGCUGUGACUCAGUGUUCCUCUCCUCUCCUUUCUCCCCCCCAGGCUAAGCUGCAGCAGGGAGUUUGCUCCCUGGAGCUCUCGUCUGUGUCUGAUGUUGCCGGCCUGCUGAAGCAGUUCUUCCGGGAGUUGCCAGAGCCCAUUGUUCCAGCUGCACUCCACGGGCCCCUGUGCCAGGCCCAGCGCAUGUUGGCAGAUGAGGAGCGGAGUGCCGUAACCAUCCUGCUGACUUGCCUCAUACCCAGUGCCAGCGUGGGCACCCUGAGGUACCUCCUCUCCUUCCUGCAAACCGUGGCUGCCAGGUACGACACCCUGUCUCACUGCCGCACCUCAGCAAGGUCCUUCCUCAUGGCAGCGCGGUGGCUCAGCGGUAGAGUUGCUGCCUCGCAGAGAUCCAGGUUCGAUCCCGAAUACGGGUGCUGUCUGUACUGAGUUCUGAAGAAGGGUUUCAGCCCGAAAAGUUGCCUAUUUCCUUCGCUCCAUAGAUGCUGCCGCACCCGCUGAGUUUCUCCAACAAUUUUGUCUACCCUGAGUUUAUAUAUUCUCCCCAUGACCUGCGUGGGUUUUCACCAAGAUCUUCGGUUUCCUCUAACACUCAAUAGACCUACAGGUUUGUAGGUUAAUUGGCUUGGUAUAAAUGUAAAUUGUCCCAAGUGUGUGUAGGAUGGUGUAAUGUCCCUGUCCCACUUAGGAAACCUGAACUGAAACCUCUGGAGACUUUGCGCCCCACCCAAGGUUCCCGGAGGUUUUUGUCAGUCUCCCUCGUGCUCGAAAGUGGUUUCCGCUUCUUCUAUGUUCCGGCGAUUAUUUAAAAAA